GUGCUUUUGACUUACCGAUUGAAAGCUCUCUUUUGGAGGCUGCGGGAACACCAUCGUGCUGCAAUUAAGGUGAUUCGUAGGAUGCAGUACUUUGUGGCAAAGAAAAAGUUUCAGCAAGCUAGAAAGCCCUAUGAUGUCCGAGAUGUUAUUGAGCAGUAUUCUCAGGGUCACCUCAACCUGAUGGUGCGAAUCAAGGAGUUACAGAGGAGGUUGGACCAGUCCAUAGGGAAGCCAUCUCUUUUUAUCUCUGUCUCAGAGAAAAGCAAAGAUCGAGGAAAUAACACGAUUGGUGCCAGGCUGAACAGAGUGGAGGACAAGGUUACACAAAUGGACCAGAAACUGAACCUCAUUACGGAUAUGUUGCAUCAUCUGGUUUCCCGUCAGCAGGGGGAUCAAGGGAACAACAGAUCAUCUCAGAGAGGCAACAACGUCAACUCAGAUCUCUUCCUCCCUAACAACACUCUGCCGACCUAUGAGCAACUGACAGUACCAAGAAGAAACGAAGAUGACAUAUCUUGAUGUGGUACAAGUCUGGGCUGGGUUCUUUCUGCCCUUCUCCUUUAAAUGGGACUGAAUGUUGAGAACCUGGAAGAAAUUAAGCCCAUCAGACAACCAAGAAAGCACGUGACUACUGCAUCUCUACCAAUAGUCUCAAAUACGCUCCUCUAAAGUUGCUCAUAGUAGCCAAAGGAUUGCCAGGCUUUCUUCCACCAGGGAAAACUUCUGGACGCUCUACCUUGAUUUUGUUCGUGUAUAAAUGAUCACAACUUGUUCUUUCUCAGAAAGACCAAAAUGAUGUCAAGACAGGCAAAAUGGCAAGGAUUUAGAGCUCCUUCAAUAAUAAUAAUAAUGAUAGUAAUAAUAAUAUUCUAAUAAUACUUGAACUUAGGUGGAAAAAGUGCAUUCUGUUUAUGAAUCUGCAGAUAGCAAUAUAUUUCUACUACUAAGGUUUUUAAAACAAACUAGGAUAACUUAUGUUGUUUUUAUUGUAUAAACAUACACUAACAUUCUAGACAAUAACAAACCACAUACUGAAUGAUUUUCUUUUUCUGUUUUAUUUCAAUGUUACUACAUAAACAGUUAUGAGAUGAUGACUAGAUUUUUUAAAUCUGUUUUUCUUCAGGGAGGAACUAAUCCUUAAUCUGGAACAGUACUAUUUAUAGUGGAAAGUGAUAUAGAUUUUCUAAGAUAUCAGUUUUUCAUGGGGAGACAAUAAAGUAUUACACAGCAAAAAAUUAUUCUGCUCUCUAGAAAAUUGUUGCCAAAGAAUUUAUAUAUAAAUAAAAACCACAGUGGUCUGAAUGUACUUGUCCUGACAUAGCAUUUUAA
Messenger RNA from Empidonax traillii (willow flycatcher), 1329 nucleotides. RefSeq names its product potassium voltage-gated channel subfamily KQT member 1-like. NCBI's taxonomy places the organism in Eukaryota, Metazoa, Chordata, Aves, Passeriformes, Tyrannidae. Gene Ontology annotation, biological process: potassium ion transport. Gene Ontology annotation, molecular function: voltage-gated potassium channel activity. Gene Ontology annotation, cellular component: membrane; voltage-gated potassium channel complex. Bases 82 to 519 code for a protein of 145 amino acids. The record is from RefSeq and is a predicted model, not a curated record. The transcript is spliced from 6 exons.